UAAACCCGCCUCUCUAUGUCAUUGGCUGUUUUAGGCAGAAAACGGAAAUGUCUCAUACUUGAUUGGAUGAAAUGUUUGUGGACGACAUCAGAUUGACAGUCCAGGAAUGUAUGUUGAGAAAGCAAAGCAAGCUGCAGUAAUAUGAAAAGGAAAAACUAAAGGCUGUCUACAUAUCUUAGGCAUGCUACAAAACUUUAGGCAUACGUAAUCAUCUUCAUAUGGAUUUGGUGAAAGAAUGCUGUUGAACGAGCUCAUGGUAGCUGCACUGCCCCUUUGACGUUCACGUUCAGGUUUCUAGACAAUCGAAUUCGGGAAUGUUUUCGUGGUGGUUCACCUAAAGAAAGAAACAUGGCUUGCUCAUGUUUUUGAACAGGAGAGGAAGGCCCACUGAACCAGAAUAUGAUGUGAAUACACCGAGAGUCAUUCGCCGUUAUCUAGUGUGACGAGGGAUCUUCCGGACGACUGCACCAUGGCCCACUUCGACACGGAGUACCAGCGUCUGGAGACGUCAUAUAACGACUCGCCUCCCGGGGAGGAGAAUCUCCUUGUCCACGUACCGGAGGGAACAAAAUCUCAAUGGCAUCACAUAGAAAACCUGGACCUUUUCUUCCAGAGAAUCUACAAUAUGCACCAAAAGAAUGGAUUUACAUGUAUGCUGUUGGGGGAACUAUUUGAGCUUGUGCAACUGGUGUUUGUAGUGGCGUUCACUGUGUUCCUCGCUAACUGUGUGGACUAUGACAUCCUGUUUGCAAACAAGUUUGUGAACCACACAGAUUCAUCUAAGGUCACGCUACCUGAUGCCUUCCUGCCGGUAGAUGUAUGCAGUGCUCGCAUCCGUGACAAUGUGGCAGUCAUCUUCAUCCUGGUUAUUUCUGGAGUGUUCUGGCUCCACCGGCUAAUCAAGUUUAUGUACAACAUCUGCUGCUACUGGGAGAUCCGCUCCUUCUACAACAAUGCUCUCAAAAUGUCCAUGGCGGAACUCCCCUACUUCACCUGGCAGGAGGUGCAGGCGCGCAUCGUGGAGAUUCAAAAGGAGCACCAAAUCUGCAUCCACAAGAAGGAGCUGAGCGAGCUGGACAUCUACCACCGCAUCCUGCGCUUCAAGAACUACAUGGUGGCCAUGGUCAACAAGUCCCUGCUGCCCGUGCGCUCGCGCCUGCCCCUGCUGGGCGACUGGGUGUUCUACACGCGCGGCCUCAAGUACAACUUCGAGCUCAUCUUCUUCUGGGGCCCCGGCUCGCUCUUCGAGAACGAGUGGAGCCUGAAGACCGAGUACAAGCGCGGGGGGAACCGGCUGGAGCUGGCCGACCGGCUCAGCUCGCGCAUCCUGUGGAUCGGCGUGGCCAACCUGCUCCUGUGCCCCGUCAUCCUGGUGUGGCAGGUCCUCUACGCCUUCUUCAGCUACACGGAGGUGAUCAAGCGCGAGCCGGGCAGCCUGGGCGCGCGCUGCUGGUCGCUCUACGGACGCUGCUACCUGCGCCAUUUUAACGAGCUGGACCACGAGCUCAUGUCGCGCCUCAGUAAAGGCUACAAGGCCUCGUCCAAGUACAUGAACUGCUUCAUGUCGCCGCUGCUCACCGUGGUGGCCAAGAACGUGGCGUUCUUCGCCGGCUCGCUGCUGGCCGUGCUCAUCGCGCUCACCAUCUACGACGAGGAUGUGCUGUCCGUCGAGCACGUGCUCACUAGCAUCACCCUGCUGGGAGUCUGCGUCACUGUCUGCAGGUCUUUCAUCCCAGACAAGCAUAUGGUGUUCUGCCCCGAGCAGCUGCUGAAGGUGAUUCUGGCUCACAUCCACUACAUGCCUGACCACUGGCAGGGCAACGCCCACCGCUACGAGACCCGCGACGAGUUCUCCCAGCUCUUCCAGUACAAGGCUGUGUUCAUCCUGGAGGAAUUGCUCAGUCCGGUCAUCACCCCGUUCAUCCUCAUCUUCUGCCUGCGCCGCAAGUCUCUGGAGAUCAUCGACUUCUUCCGUAACUUCACUGUGGAGGUGGUGGGGGUGGGAGACACCUGCUCGUUCGCCCAGAUGGACGUCCGCCAACAUGGGCAUCCCGCGUGGAUGUCUGCGGGGAAGACGGAGGCCUCUAUCUACCAGCAGGCGGAGGACGGGAAGACGGAGCUGUCACUCAUGCAUUUUGCCAUCACCAACCCGCACUGGCAGCCUCCGCGCGAGAGCACCCACUUCAUCAGCCAGCUCAAGGAGAAGGUGCACCGCGAGGCUGCCGUGGGCCACCAGGGGGCAGUGGCCGACAGCCACGCCUUCACCUCCAUCCACUCGCUUCAGUCUGAGGAGCCCCGCAGUCUCAUCGCUAACCUGCUGGUCGGGCCUCCUCCCCUGGGCUCCCUCCACCUGGGGCGUGACGGCACGCUGGCCAAUCACGUGUCGGUUGGCCUUAGCGACGGGGCGCCGUCGCUGCGCUCCCUCUCCCCGCUCAGCGGGAGCCUCCACCUGCGCAGCAGCUACCCCUCAUCCCGCCUGCACCGCCCAGACCACCCCAGCGGGUCCGCCAGCAGGACCAUGGCCGGAUCAGGUACUGAUGCUCGCACGGUCAGCUCUGGAAGCAGCGCUUGGGAGGGUCAGCUGACCAGUCUGGUCCUAUCAGAGUAUGCCUCCACAGAGAUGAGCAUCCAUGCUGUCUAUAUACAUGAGCUCCACAAGCAGCAGUCUCGCGGGGAACUGUCCCGCCACACGUGGCACCGGCAGGAGAGCGACGAGAGCAGCGAGAGCGCCAUUGACGACUGCGAGGCCCCCCGCAACCUGCCCCGCUCCAACACCUUCCCUUUCACCGCCACUCCACACCAGGAGGGGGCAGCACUGCAGAGUAGUGGCCAGAGGCGCUAUGGGGGAACCACAGAUGCGCUGAGUGGAGCAACCAGGGGACAGAGGUCGGCUCGUGUGCCCAUGGGAGGCUGGGUAGAGGAGAUCCAGUCGGGUCGGCACCAUGACCCGGUGCCUGAGGAGGGUUCUGAGGAUGAACUACCGCCACAGAUCCAUAAGGUGGCAUAAGCCGAGACCGACCAUUGUUCAUCUGAAGAAAAAAAGGGAACUUCACUGACAACAGAUACACACUGACUUGAUUUUAAUUUCUCAGAAGGGUGAAAUAUUUAUCUCAUAUUUAUCUUCCGUAUUUAUCACAAGUCACGCUGUGCCAUUUUCGCCCACGUUUGUAUGUAUUUGAGGUGGUUGAGAAGAUGUCUGACGUUAGUGAAGUCUUCGGGACAAGCUACUAGACCCGCACACAGUCUUCUCAAUGUCAACAACAACAACAACAAACCACGGAGGCUUCAGGCAGUCAAGAGAACUGGACUUCACAUGCAAGGAACUGACAGGAUCCUUUACUUGCAGUAGCAGGAAGGUGUCAUCUUAAGCUUUCCCAGACUAGGCAUUAGAGAAGAACCUGAAAUAUUCUGUAUAACAGCAGUCAUAAAUGCUCAAGGUCCUGUUGACUGUUCAACACAAUUACUCUCAAGAUGCAGGUGCUUGCAGUUGAGUCCCUGCUUGGUUUGAUAAGCUUUUGGUUAGAAAGGCUGACAGAAAUUCUUUACCCUGAAGUUAUUCUAACGUUGGAAAUACCAUGCAUUUAUAGUCCCCUACCGUUCUGAAGGUGUUCGAUUGUUCGAUAGAUUCUCAUAAAAUCCAGAACAGGAAUAGAUUUUAGAUUAAAUUAUUUACACCCAUCUUAACAGUAAAAAAAAAAUUAGGAAUGCAAACCCAAGAUGAAAGCUUGUUAACCUAUCCUAACAUGAUUUUGCUCAGGUAUGUUUUGGAGUUAAUCACCAAAUCACAUACAGGAGAGAGAUUCUAUAUUGUAUAUACUCAUCCUGAUGUCAUAGAGGUUUAAAAUAAGUGUUCAGGUUCUAGUGAUUAUGGGGCUAAACAAUGUUUAAAAAAAAAAAACAUUAAAGGAGAGGCUUUUUUAGAGAAA
Messenger RNA from Clupea harengus (Atlantic herring), 3926 nucleotides. It is a transcript of the gene atg9a, whose product is annotated as ATG9 autophagy related 9 homolog A (S. cerevisiae). Gene Ontology annotation, cellular component: phagophore assembly site; autophagosome. Lineage: Eukaryota; Metazoa; Chordata; Actinopteri; Clupeiformes; Clupeidae. The record is from RefSeq and is a predicted model, not a curated record. Gene Ontology annotation, biological process: protein localization to phagophore assembly site; piecemeal microautophagy of the nucleus; reticulophagy.